CAAACAAACCGCAAAACCCAUAUUUUAGGGUUAAACUAGAAACCAAAAGGCGUGAAUGAACUCAUCAGACCGCCCUCUUGAGACUCUGCCCAACACCUUUCCAGCCAUCGGUUCCACCAAUCCAAAUCUCUCUCACUCUCUCAACGGAUCUUUCAUAGGGCUUGAAUUCACCAACUGUGAAGGAUGAUGUACAAUGAUCCUCAGCAGCAGCAGCAGCCGCCGCAAAUGUAUCAGCAACACCACCCACCACCACCACCGCCACCGCAGCAACAGCAAAUGAUGCAACAUCACCAAUUUCAGCAGCAAAUGGGACCACCACCACAGAUGAUGCGUCAGCCGUCUGCCUCUUCCACAACUCUCGGUGGUUAUCAGGACUACCACCAACAACAACAUCUCCCUUUCGACGCCCAUGACAACUUUGCUGCCAAAAGGAUGCGAAAAAUUGGACAGCGCAGAGCUGUUGAUUAUACCAGCACUGUUGUAAGAUAUAUGCAGACUCGUUUAUGGCAACAAGAUUCACGUGACAGAACAAUAUUACAGCCAACACCAGCUGCAGCAAUUGAUAUGUUACCAACAGUUGCCUAUUCAGAUAAUCCAUCCACCAGCUUUGCUGCAAAGUUUGUUCAUACAUCACUAAACAAAAACCGCUGUUCAAUCAACCGUGUACUGUGGACCCCUACCGGUAGGCGUCUUAUAACUGGUUCACACAGUGGAGAAUUCACAUUAUGGAACGGUCAAUCUUUCAAUUUUGAAAUGAUUCUGCAGGCUCAUGAUCAGCCAAUCCGAUCUAUGGUAUGGAGUUACAAUGACAAUUGGAUGGUCACCGGUGAUGAUGGAGGCUCUAUAAAGUAUUGGCAAAACAACAUGAACAACGUUAAAGCCAAUAAAUCUGCACAUAAGGAAUCUGUUCGUGAUCUCAGCUUUUGUAGAACAGAUUUAAAGUUCUGUUCAUGUUCUGAUGACACAAGUGUUAAAGUUUGGGACUUUGCUCGUUGCCAGGAAGAACGUUCUUUAACCGGCCAUGGUUGGGAUGUGAAGAGUGUAGACUGGCACCCUACAAAGUCUUUGCUAGUUUCUGGUGGGAAAGACAAUCUUGUGAAGCUUUGGGAUGCUAAGUCAGGGAGAGAACUAUCUUCAUUUCAUGGGCACAAGAAUACUGUUCUUUGUGUCAAAUGGAAUCAAAAUGGUAAUUGGGUAUUAACUGCGUCUAAGGAUCAAAUUAUUAAGCUAUAUGACAUUAGGGCUAUGAAAGAACUCCAAUCUUUUCGUGGUCAUAAGAAGGAUGUCACAGCACUUGCUUGGCAUCCGUUUCAUGAGGAGUAUUUUGUUAGCGGGAGUUUUGAUGGAUCGAUCUUUCACUGGCUCGUUGGGCAUGAAACUGCACAAAUUGAAAUUCAAAAUGCACAUGAUAGUGGUGUUUGGGAUCUUGCAUGGCAUCCCAUUGGGUAUCUUCUUUGCAGUGGCAGCAGUGACAACACAACAAAGUUUUGGUGCAGAAAUAGGCCUGGCGAGCCAGCUCGUGAUAAAGUCAACACGGGUAAUAAUCAAGGAGGUUACAAUGAACAAAAUCCUGCUCUUGGUGGGCGCAUGCCUGUUAAUUUUAUGGGUGGGCCGGAGCCACCAACUACUCCUGGAGCCUUUGCUGCUGGAUUGAGUCGGAAUGAAGGUACUAUUCCCGGAAUUGGAGUUGCAAUGCCCUUGUCUUUAGAUAGUUGUACACAGGGAGGAGACCAAAAACCACCCAUAUCCUCAUCAAUGCCACCACCUUUACCGCCAGGCCCCCAUCCAUCAAUGUUUCAGCAGCAGCAAGCAGCAUAUCCACAGCAGCCACCAAAUAUGCAGCAGCAUAUGCCACUUCAUUUACCCCGUCCACCACUUCAUAACAUGCCCCCCAUGCAUGCUCAAAUGGGCACAAUGAACCAGAUGGGCCCACCACCUAUGCAGCAGCAAGGCCAUUUUAUGGGCAUGCAUUCUGGUACCCCACCAAAUAAUAACCAGAUGUAUCCUCCGUCAGGGGGUACAUUUAACCGACCACCAAUGCCAGGAUUAGGUCCUUAUCAGCCUGGGAAUAUGGGAACAGUCCCACAAAAUUUUGGUACGCCUUCGGGAAUUGCUCCACCGCUGCCUCCUGGACCCCCGCCACAUGGACAAACACCUCAGUAGGACUUUGUUGUACAUCUCAUGGUCUUUUGAUUGAAUUUUCAGUUUUUUUUUGGGUUCGUGCAACAAUGUGGUCAAGUAAUCUCAGGUUUACCAUAAGGAAAAGAUGAAGGAGAAUGGAUUGUUAUUGUUUUUAAAUUUUCAUGUUUGAAGAGUGAUUUUGACCAACGUUAAAUACUAGGUAGGAAUUAGAUGUGCACUUGGAUCAUAUUUCAAUGAAUUCUCCCAUCGUAUCUCUCA
Messenger RNA from Helianthus annuus (common sunflower), 2400 nucleotides. Its product is annotated as flowering time control protein FY. NCBI's taxonomy places the organism in Eukaryota, Viridiplantae, Streptophyta, Magnoliopsida, Asterales, Asteraceae. The record is from RefSeq and is a predicted model, not a curated record. The coding region runs from base 184 to 2163 and encodes 659 amino acids. Gene Ontology annotation, cellular component: mRNA cleavage and polyadenylation specificity factor complex. Gene Ontology annotation, molecular function: protein binding. The transcript is spliced from 19 exons.